AUUCUCAAGCUGUUUAUAAAAAAGCGAAUGGUCAUUUCCAAAACAUCCGUGUCUGUGAUGCUGUUGUAUUGCUAGAUAAAAUCAUUAGGUACUUAGCCGUAAAUAAACAAAUUCAGUUUUAAUGAAGUUAUAAUGUUUGCCUUUAAGUCGGAGGUGAUACUCAGGUCAUGAAUGGAAGAAUUGGAGCCUCUCUGUGUGAGAACACUGUAGAUUCAUAGAUAAAUAUCUGACCAUCAGUGACCUUUGAGUAUGGAUGUGAGCAUUGCUGUGUCGCUGAUCCGGGGUCAGAUGGGCACGGUUGUGGAGCGGGCAGUGAACACGGCGGUGGAGACGGUUCUGGCCGAGAUGCUGAAAGUGGUCGGGGUGAAGUUUGAGGAGCUGAAAGCUCAGGUGGUGGUGAUGAAGAGGGAUGUGAUGGCCCUGCAGAGGGAGAAGGCCCUAAAAGAGAAGGAGAACGACAACAUUCGAGCUAAGCUGCGCUACACUGAGCUGAAGCUCAAGUACUACAGGCAGGGCGUGGAGGAGGAGCUCCAGCAGAGAGCCUCGGCCUCCGCGUCGGUUCGCAUCCAGCCUCCCACCUUGAACCGGAUGCAGAGGUGUGAGGCCAGCGCCUCGGCUUCAGAGGUUCCUCUGUUGAAUCCGGCUCAGAAAUCUGCAGAGGAAACACGAUUCAGGAGCCGCCAAGAAUGCACCUCCUCAGACAGCACAAACAGACCAGCAGCCAGAGUUUGCUGUCCUUCUGAUGGAGCGAGCUCAGACUCAUCAGACCUGCUGCUCCCCGUCACGCUCACAUUGAACACGGCUGCAGAAUCUCUGGACAGCAAUGCAGUUUUUUUUAGUCACUCAGAGCAUGACGCCUCGCAGAGGGAGGAUUCAGAUCGGGACGUCGAAUGGACCAUCAGCAUGCAGCCCUAUACGGAAAAAUCUGCUGAGGCUCCUGCUUCUGUUAGGACUCUGACUCUGUUGUCAGGGCAACAAUCCACUCCUGCUCCACCUUCCCCGGAGGUCUCAACCCAGGUUGACAGCUCCAUGCUGCCCUCUUCUGCUCUAGAGGUGAAGCAGGAGGUCCAGCCUUUGCAGGAGGAAGAGGAGGAGGUGAUCUGCAUUAAGGAGGAGCCAGCAGAGGAGCAGGAAGUUAUGGCCGACCUGUUGCUGGACUGUCAGGCGGAGCAGAGCAGAGCCCCAGAACCAGAGGCCCAGAGGUUGGUGGCAGAGCCGAUGAGACCAUCUGCUAGCCAAAUGAACCCCAGCUCCAAAUUCCCCCCUGCUGCACCGUGUGUCUAUUCUUUGCCUCAGCACGCUGGCUCCCCGCCCUCCACUACAGCCAUGCAGCCGGGGGGCCUGCCCCGAGCGGCAGUGCGGCCCUGGAACAAAGACCUAAGUCUUUAUGAGGAAUACAAGCUGCGGAGGAACGAGCUGCGCAGGAGAAACCUGAACAGGCGCCGGGAGCUGGAGAAGAGUUUGCCUCAGCCGCUGCUGGCAGACCUGGUACGAGAGCGGCGAGAGAAGACCAGGCUGAGGGUGGCCAAAUGGAGAGCAAAGAGGAAACUCCAGGCCUGUCUGAACCAGACUCAGGCUCACGGUGGCGCUACAGGUCAGGCUGGUGUUCCUGUCCACAGUCAGCAUCAGCAGCACAGAACUUCUUGUGCUUCCAGCAGCCAGCAAAGAAAGAACUCAGUGGCUCCAAACACCCACAGCUUCCUCUGCAGCGUUUCCACAAACAGCCCCACCAUCCUGCCAGCCGUCCCCUCCUCCUCUCUAAUCCUGCGGGGCCCUAACGUGGCCCCCCAUGAGCACGCCGUCACAUCAUCAUCAUCCUCCUCUUCCUCCUAUGAUCGGGUCGGCCAGUCGCAACGGAGCAUCUCACUGACAGAUGUGCAUUUUCCCCAGUGAGCUUCACAUAAAGCAAAGCAGUCAGCAUGGAGCUUAUCUCAGGCUUUAUAGGAACCCAACCACACACAGAGGAAGAGAAUGAAACAUAUUCCAAUGAACAGAAUGUAAUAUUUAUGGCACGCUGAAUAAAAUGUCACACAUUACAACACGAUUGGUAGAUUAGCUGAAGCACAGAUGACUGCAGAUAUUUUAUCAAUACUGUAAAAGUGUAAAUGUGUUGUUCUGAUAGGAUCAUUGAUGUUCUCUACAUGCUCACCGUUGAUGUAAUACAUGUUAACUUCAAUAAAUAUUGUUUCUGUCACUGUA
Messenger RNA from Cyprinodon tularosa, 2199 nucleotides. RefSeq lists its product as uncharacterized. NCBI's taxonomy places the organism in Eukaryota, Metazoa, Chordata, Actinopteri, Cyprinodontiformes, Cyprinodontidae. The coding region runs from base 250 to 1893 and encodes 547 amino acids. The transcript has 10 exons. The record is from RefSeq and is a predicted model, not a curated record.